Messenger RNA from Triticum aestivum (bread wheat), 1147 nucleotides. RefSeq lists its product as uncharacterized. The record is from RefSeq and is a predicted model, not a curated record. The coding region runs from base 360 to 770 and encodes 136 amino acids. The transcript is spliced from 3 exons. Lineage: Eukaryota; Viridiplantae; Streptophyta; Magnoliopsida; Poales; Poaceae.
GCCCAAACGACACACGGCCGGGAAGAGAAGGCUUCCUCCCAAAGCCUUCCAAGCCAGGCACACGACCGCCGCAGCCGACAUGGCCGCCGGACCCACGUGCCGCCGGCCGCGGAGGCGCAGUCUCUGGUGGAGUCGUUCUGCGCCGUCACCUCGGCGACCCCCGACAAGGCGGCCUUCUUCCUCGAGGGCCCAGCCGCCGUUCGCUCCUUCUACGACAACACGGAAGUCGACGCCGUUGGCCCCGAUCCGGCACCCCAGCCCCCGCCAGCCGGUUCGCCUCCGUGCUCCUCACCACGCGCCACGACACCAUCGACGACCUCCUCCAUACCGGCGAGCUCGCGCUAUGUUCAGUUGUGCUCAUGUCCGGGCUCAUCAUAAUCCUGAGCAGCGCCGCCAAGAUCACUCACCAGGCGCGGGCCCUCACUGGCCAGACCACCAAGUUGCACGCCUGCUGCACCAUCGAGCCGGUCCCAGACGACGAGAUAGAUCCGGGAUCCAACCAGAACUCCAUGCUGGAAGAGUACCCCGAGGACGAGAGCGACCGCGAGACCGGCGACGAGGACAUGCUGGAGAACACCAAGUUCCUCCAGCCUCACACACACGUGAUCUCCUUCGAAAAGAGGCAGGCACUAGUGACAUACCUGGAGAACAACAAGGCCGGCAUCACCGUGUUCAGAUUCACGCUGGACCUGCCGUACCUCCACACGAUAUUCAUGCUCGAGUGGACGCUCUUCCUGUGGCUGCUGGGGAAAACAGUCGGCUUCUCGUGAACGUCAAGGAAUGUCAUCGUCCUUCCCAGCCAGGUGGUUCGAUUCCGUUCCAUGUUUUUUUGCUGUCGCCCGUUUGAUCCUUGUGAAAAGAGAAGGAAUAGGGUUUUCUCUGUGUGCGCGCGGGUGGCACGUGAGUGGUGUGCACUUGUAUGUUGCUAGCAGCGAUUCUGUGUGAUGGUCGUGUAAAUUAUUAUGGGUUGAUUGCUCGUGGAUGUAAGGUGUAUGUACAGGUUUAGAUAAGUGCUUUAGAGCCUCGUGCGUGCGUGCGUGACGCUUGGCAUUGCAGGUUUAUAAUCUCGGGUUGUAACUUGUAAGCCAGCAUCAGUUGUAGAGCAGGUGUGUCAAAAAAAGAAAAUUCUUUCCUUAAUUUUGGUUCU